Salmo salar (Atlantic salmon) is the source of this 3828-nucleotide messenger RNA. NCBI's taxonomy places the organism in Eukaryota, Metazoa, Chordata, Actinopteri, Salmoniformes, Salmonidae. The record is from RefSeq and is a predicted model, not a curated record.
GUCACAAAGUCAUAAUUAUGGCUAAACCUCGCUCAAUUCUACAACUUCUCUUAUUAAAAUCUGAUUUUUAAACCUAACCUUAUGUCUAACCUUAGACCAAAAAUGUAGUUUGUUUUCAUAUAUUUUUUACUAUGGCCAAUGUUGAAAUUGUGGCUGUGAUAACUAGUGACAAGCCAACUAGACAGCGAUGUUAUUUUAUAGUUAAACGACAGUCAGCCACUUCGGUAGCUUGCUAGCUGAAACAUUGAAGCUCUAGACUCGUUCAUGUAUAUUAUCCACUGUGUUUUAGACUCACUUCUGUCGUCUAGCUAGUUAUCCCAUUUAAUUUCAUAUUUACGUUGUUGUUAUUAGUCAGCUAACGUAGCUGGCUGGUUAAAUUCACUAGCCUAGCUAGCUAACUGUUAGCUAACAUCCCCGACCAUGAGUUCACUAAGCUACUCUCCUCCUGCUAAAGAAGAAGAGGUCUGCUGGACGGAGAAAGAGGGUCUGUGGCUGAACGUUGUCGUGAAAGAAGAGGAGGAAGAGGAGGAUGUCACAGUAACAAAAGAAGAUGAAGAUGUUGCAGUGAAAGAAGAAGAGGACGAGAAAGAGGAGGAUUCAGAUUUUGGAGAGGAGGGAGAGAUAACUGGUAUAUUGGAAGAAGAGGAGGAUCUGAUUAACACCAGAGAGAGAAGUGACUAUUGUGGAUCCUCUGGGGAGCCUCAACAACAUCAUGAUGCUGACGAGGCAGAGACGAGUGUCUCCCCAUCAGAACACCUCAAGAAACACCAACGGAAACCCACAGGGAAGAAUUCUCACCACUGCUCUGACUGUGGGAAGAGUUAUUCAAGAUCAGAUUCACUAAAAGUACACCAGAGAAUUCACACUGGAGAGAAUUCUCACUGCUGCUCUGACUGUGGGAAUAGAUUUACCUCGUCAGCAGACCUCAAAAGACAUCAGAGAAUCCAUACAGGAGAGAGACCUUAUAGCUGUGAUCAAUGUGGAAAGAGUUUUAAUGUUCCAAGCAGCCUGAAAACACACCAGAGAACACACACAGGGGAGAAACCUUUUAUCUGUGCUGACUGUGGGAAGAGUUUUUCAAAAUUAUAUACAUUACAAUCACACCAGAGAAUUCACACUGGAGAGAAACUUUAUAGCUGCUCUGACUGUGGGAAGAGUUUUUCAAAAUUAUAUACAUUACAACUACACCAGAGAAUUCACACUGGAGAGAAACUCUUUAGCUGUAAUCAAUGUGGGAAAAGGUUUACUCACUCAAGCUGCCUGAAGGUACAUCAGAGAACACACACAGGAGAGAAACCUUAUAGCUGUGAUCAGUGUGAGAAGAAAUUUGUUACAUCUAGUAGUCUGACUAUACACCGGAGAACACACACAGGAGAGAAACCUUAUAGCUGUAAUCAAUGUGUGAAAAGUUUUACUUCAUCUAGCCAUCUGAUUAUUCACCAGCGGACACACAAGAGAGAAACCUUGUAGCUGUAAUUAAUGUGGGAAGAGUUUUACUCAGCCAAACAUCCUCAUAUCACACCAGAUAACACACACAGGAGAGAAUUCUUAUAGCUGUGCAAUGUGGAUAGAGAGAUGCUGGUAAAAUUUUGAAAAUACAUACAUGAAGUUGUUUCAUGAUAUCAAUAAAAUGUCUAUGUAGAAUGUUAUUAACAUUGUAGUAGAAGGAGUAUUUUAAUGAAUGUCACAAUGUAGAAUCGUAAACGUUUCACCCCCUGUUCUAUUCAUUUCAGCGUGAUAUGGAUAUUAGCCUCGGGAUAAAUCCAGGCCUCAUCAGGGGAAGUCCAGGCUCUGAAAUGAAUGAGUGAUUAACAAAAAGUGAUUCAAAAAAAGAGUUGUUACACUUUCCGAGUUGGCCUAUUUGAAUGAGAAUGCAACACUUCAAAAUGUAGGUAGCUGUUUUCUACAAAUUGUCCUCUAACCAGGGAUGUACACAUUAUUCCCAGAUUCUGUUGGGUGUUUGAGCUGUUCGUUUUAACAGGACGUUCAACCUCAUCUCCCCCUUCUCACACAAUUGAUUUCAAUGUGAUAUCGAUGAGUGAUGACAAAUAAGUGUUUGGUUUCUCUUUGUUUUGGGGACCAAUACAUUUAAAUGCAUCACUCCAAAAUGUAGCUGACUGUCUUCUGCAGGUUGUCCUCUAACCAGUGAGGUAAAAUAUAUCUCCCAUUUUCAUGUGUUUUAUUUAGUUGUGUUAGUUUCAACAGCACGUACAACCUGAUUUCCCCCCUAAUCGAUAUCAGUGAUUUAUUGCUACUUGUCAAAACAACAGUGUUUUUGGUGCUUGUGCAGUUUAUAAGGAGCUCGUUUAAAAUUAUUCAAGGAAUAUGAUUAUUAUUGUGUUGGUGUAGAUAGUACAUUUUAUAGUCAUGUUUUCAAUAUCACAAACUGUUUCUGAAUAUUGGUUAUUGAUUUGGACACGUUAUAACUGUUCUGACAUUGGGCUCCUCCUACCAAAAUAGCAACAUUUUUGUUUUAAGAAAAAUUGAUGCCCGACAUCUAAUCUAUUUUUAUUUAUUUUUUUAAGUGAAGUUUAAAAGUGAAUUAUUGCCAAUACAUAUUAAAAGGGGUGUUCAGUUUGAUAUCUCAAAAUAUUUAUAUUUCAUGUAACAUUUAGUAAUCAUAAUUAUUUGACCAUUUUUUUUGGUACAAUAAUAUUGUAUACUAACAAUGUUGUAAAACUAGCUUAUAUUUUUGGUUUGAUAUUCUUACUAUUUUAAUCAAUGGCAUUUCUUUAAUCAAUGGCUCAUUAGUCUUUCAGUCUUUCAGUUUUUAUUAUUUUAUUAUUUCGUUUUUUUAUCCUUGUAUGUUGUGUAGUAUAUAUUUCUUUUAUUUUAGUUUUUUUCCUGUGAAGCAGGACAAAUCCAUGUCUGAAAUGUGCUAUAUAAAUAAAGCUUGAUUUGAUUUGAACAUAUUGCAAAACAAAUGAACCCAAUGACUGACCAAUCAACAGACUCUUGCUAAACCAAUAUGUGCAAAAGCAACACAUAUCUUGGUCCAUCUUAGUAUGAUGGACCAAUGUGUACUCUGCUCCCAAGUGGCGCAGCAGUCUAACGCACUGCAUCUCAGUGCUCGAGGUGUCUACGGACACCCUGGUGUGCAUACUAUGUACGUUUUAUCACUUUUCAUCCAAUCCAGUACAUUUUUGUUGAACAUUUUGAAAUUGUAGUGUAAUAUACAAAUACUCAUCAACUGGAUGAGUCACCAUUUAGUUUGGAAAUGAUCCAACCAUUAUGUAGGUUGGUGGAAAUGAUCCAACCAUUAUGUAGGUUGGUGGAAAUGAUCCAUCGACUGGAUGAGUCUCCAUUUAGUUUAGAAAUGAUCCAGCCAUUAUGUAGAUUGGUGGAAAUGAUCCAACCAUUAUGUAGGUUGGUGGAAAUGAUCCAACCAUUAUGUAGGUUGGUGGAAAUGAUCCAACCAUUAUGUACGUUGGUGGAAAUAAUCCAACCAUUAUGUAGGUUGGUGGAAAUGAUCCAUUCAUUAUGUAGGUUGGUUGAAAUGAUCCAACCAUUAUGUAGGUUGGUGGAAAUGAUCCAACCAUUAUGUAGGUUGGUGGAAAUGAUCCAACCAUUAUGUAGGUUGGUGGAAAUGAUCCAACCAUUUUGUAGGUUGGUGGAAAUGAUCCAACCAUUAUGUAGGUUGGUGGAAAUGAUCCAACCAUUAUGUAGGUUGGUGGAAAUGAUCCAACCAUUAUGUAGGUUGGUGGAAAUAAUCCAACCAUUAUGUAGGUUGGUGGAAAUCCCCAUCGACUGAGAAUGAGGGGGUCUCCAUUUUGUGGAUGUGUAAUAAUGAUGUUGAAUAAUAAUAAUAAACUACAUUGAUCAAUCUGA